Dromiciops gliroides (monito del monte) is the source of this 5188-nucleotide messenger RNA. It is a transcript of the gene NTNG1, whose product is annotated as netrin G1. The transcript is spliced from 8 exons. Lineage: Eukaryota; Metazoa; Chordata; Mammalia; Microbiotheria; Microbiotheriidae. Gene Ontology annotation, molecular function: cell-cell adhesion mediator activity. The record is from RefSeq and is a predicted model, not a curated record. Bases 2469 to 4085 code for a protein of 538 amino acids.
CCGGAGACCCCUUGAGAUGUGAAGAUACGAGGUUUCCAGAGAUAGGGGACUUCAUCUAUACGUUGGGAACAGCGAAGGCUCCUGCAAAGCACGCUUCACUUUCGCAUUCUACCGUGCCCUAUUAGGCUCUGUUUCUGAAUGAGGAAGACACAGAUACCCGCGCUAAAGUGCCAAGUGGUGAAAUCUGUAACUGGAACUGUGAUCGAAAGCCAGGAUCCGAAAGACUACUUCUGGGGCAAGCCAAAGGGCGUGAUUGGGGACAGUGAAGGGGGGGGUGGUGGACAUGGGGCGUGGAUUGAGGUGGGAGGUUACUAGGGCAGCUUACUAGAGGAGACAGCUUGCCUUCGUGAGCCAGAAGAAAGGGGGUCCAGAAGCCACUCCAAGCAAAGAGGUGGGGGAGCAGCAACAGCAACAGAGAGCCCGACGGAGUUAGGACCGCUCGGAGCGUCCAGGUCUCGAGGUAGUAUACGGUUUGCAAUCCUUCUACUUACUGCCAGUUGCAGAAGAUUUUGCUUUUAAGUGAAACGUACAUGCCACCCAUCCGUGGGCUGCUGCUUCUCUGAGCUUGCUCUCCCCCCCCCCCACCUCCUUCCCCUCCUCCUGUCUUCCUGUCUCACUCUCCCUUUAAUUUGUGUGCGCCCCUAAGUUUGUGAGAGAGCUCCCUGGCCACAUUGAGACAGGGUCCGUCCGGGCACGGCGCCGGGGGCGGGGGAGGCUGCGCUGGGGGAAUUGCAAUCCAGAAGGAUCUUGGGCCAUGUAUAUUUCAUCAAAUGGACUUUCCAAGUGUCUCGUCUGCCUGCCAUCAACGCUAUGUGCGGUGACAUUUCUGACUUGAGUAGAGGAAUGCGUGAAGGGAGCCCUGGUGAAAUUGGUACGAGAGGAUCUCCUUGGCGCCAGUGCUAAUUGUCCUGAUUUAUGUCCCUUCUGAGUGCGCUCAACGUCUUCAUCGGAGAUAAAAUGAGAGCGAUGCCAAGCGGGGCAGAGCCGCCUGAGUGCUGCAUCUGAUCGCGGGGAGUUCGGGCAUCCAGGCGUCCUGCAGCUCCUCAGACCAAACAAACGAGCAAACAAAAAAGAGAACGAAAGACAGAAAGGAGGGGGUGGAAAUAAAGACAACAAAACAGGCACCAGGAAAGCCUCAGUAAAAGUUUAAGGCGAAAAGUGGGAGAGGUGGCGCGGGGAGUCGCGGAGGAGAGUGAGCAACUGGGGAGACUGAGGUUGCCUGCAAUUUCAUUCUUCUUAUCCUCACAUUUUUGGAGGGAGAGGCACCUUUUCUUCUCUCUCUCUCUCUCUCUCUCUCUCUCUCUCUCUCUCUCUCUCUCUCUCUCUCUCUCUCUCUCUCUCUCUCUCUCUCUCUCUCUCUCUCUCCUUCUCUCUCUCUCCCUCUCCUCCCACCCCCUUUCCCCCUCUCCACUCCCCCUAUCUACCUGUCAAAGUCACUGAUCUUUUUGCAUUUCGGAAGAGGAGGACACUGAAGAGGAAUUCCCUCUCUGGGGUCUCAGCUUUGAAAGGGCCAACUCUUCCCGGGAGCCAGUUCUUUUCCCUCGGCACCGGGCGAAGGUAAUUAAGCAGCGGGGCGUUGAUUGCUGUUGUGGGGGCUCUCUUUCCACCAGCCCCUUCCCAGCCCCCAGCCCCACGCCCUCUCCUCGGGACUUCUGGAGACAAGUGGAGCAACUCUGCGGUGGUGGGGGCGAGCUCGACGGCUCCUACUGGACCCCCGAAACCCUCCUAAUCUGUCCGCCCUGUGUCGGUUCCCCGCGCUCGCCGGAGGACGCACGGCGAGGGAGAGCAGCCUCCGCCCGGCAGCCGCGGACUCCGAUGCUGCCGCUGCCGCCACUGGACGCGGACGAGGCUGGGAAGGUCCGCGGCAAGGAGCCGUCUGCUCGCCUCCCGCCUACUGUAACAAGGGCAAAUGGUUCACACGGGUGUUGGUGCCAGCAGAAAAGAAUGAUUGAUGGGAAACAGACACCGGGCUGUAGACACUCAUCCCUUUGCUUCAGAUACUGAUUUAUCAUCGAGUCUGGGCAUCCCUUGUGAGCCGUGAACGUAGAGGAGGAUCACUCAGGGUUAUCGGCCGUACAACUGAAGACCUACCACUUUGCUAAAUUGUCAUUCCUCCUAGGACAUCUGUUACAAAGACAACAGCAAGAAAAAAAACAAAACAAAACAAAACAAAGCAAGACCCAACAAUCCUAGAGAUAAGCUCUAGGACAAAGAAAAAUCUUAGGGCUGAUUUUUAAAGGCUGUCACAUGAGUAGGAUAAGCUUCCACCAAAGUCCUCGACUUACACAAAAAAGUACUAUGUUCUAAGACAUCACUGCUUUUGGUUUUGGAACCUGCUUUGGGACCUCUUUGUGUGCAUAUAUUUUUAAAAAUAUACAGACCAAUAUAUAUAUAUAUAUAUAAAGAAAGCAAAGUCCCAGUCCUUCAACUUUGUUUCAGUGCUGGUGAAAUUUUCAAAGAAUUUAGAGAUGUAUUUGUCAAGAUUCUUAUCAAUCCAUGCCCUUUGGGUUACUGUGUCCUCAGUGAUGCAGCAUUAUCCAUCAGUAUGGGGACAUUAUGAUGUGUGUAAGACUCAGAUUUACACAGAAGAAGGGAAAAUUUGGGAUUACAUGGCUUGCCAGCCAGAAGCUACUGACAUGACAAAAUAUCUGAAAGUGAAAUUGGAUCCUCCUGACAUUACCUGUGGAGACCCGCCUGAGACAUUCUGUGCAAUGGGCAACCCCUACAUGUGCAAUAAUGAAUGUGAUGCAAGUACCCCUGAGCUGGCACAUCCCCCUGAGCUGAUGUUUGAUUUUGAAGGAAGACAUCCCUCCACAUUUUGGCAGUCUGCUACUUGGAAGGAGUACCCCAAGCCUCUCCAGGUUAACAUUACUCUGUCUUGGAGCAAAACCAUUGAACUGACAGAUAACAUAGUUAUUACCUUUGAAUCUGGGCGUCCAGACCAAAUGAUCCUGGAGAAAUCGCUUGAUUAUGGACGGACAUGGCAGCCUUACCAGUAUUAUGCCACAGACUGCUUAGAUGCUUUCCACAUGGAUCCUAAAUCCGUGAAGGACUUAUCGCAGCACACAAUAUUAGAAAUCAUUUGCACAGAAGAGUACUCCACGGGGUACAUGACAAAUAGCAAAAUAAUCCACUUUGAAAUCAAAGAUAGGUUUGCAUUUUUUGCCGGACCCCGGCUUCGCAACAUGGCUUCCCUGUAUGGACAGCUGGAUACCACCAAGAAACUCAAAGAUUUCUUUACCAUCACAGACCUGAGGAUAAGACUGCUGAGGCCAGCCACUGGGGAAAUAUUUGUAGAUGAGCAACACCUGGCCCGCUACUUUUAUGCGAUCUCAGACAUAAAGGUAUAUGGAAGGUGCAAGUGUAACCUUCACGCCACUGUGUGUGUCUUUGACAACAAUAAAUUGUCUUGUGAGUGUGAACACAACACUACAGGCCCCGACUGUGGGAAAUGCAAGAAGAAUUAUCAGGGCAGACCUUGGAGCCCCGGCUCGUACCUCCCCAUCCCCAAAGGCACGGCAAACACCUGUAUCCCCAGUAUUUCCAGUAUUGGUAACUGUGAAUGCUUCGGCCACUCCAAACGGUGCAGUUAUAUCGAGCUGCUCAAUACAGUCAUUUGCGUGAGCUGUAAACACAACACUAGAGGGCAGCACUGUGAGUUAUGCAGGCUGGGCUACUUCAGAAAUGCUUCUGCACAGCUGGACGAUGAAAAUGUAUGCAUAGAGUGUUUUUGUAACCCUUUGGGCUCAAUCCAUGACCGUUGUAAUGGCACAGGAUUUUGUGAGUGUAAGACGGGAACAACAGGGCGUAAAUGUGAUGAGUGUCUGCCAGGAAAUUCCUGGCACUACGGCUGUCAACCCAAUGUGUGUGAUAAUGAAUUCCUGCACUGCCAGAAUGGAGGGACAUGCCACAACAACGUGAAGUGUCAGUGCCCAGCUGGCUACACUGGCAUCCUGUGUGAGAAACUGCGGUGCGAGGAGGCUGGAAGUUGCAACUCAGACUCUGGCCAUGGGGAAAGGGCACAGGGCUCUCUCAUUCUGCUCAUGGCUCUGCUAGGAAUAAUAACCGGCCCACGCCUCUUUUAGGCUCAGUAUACUCUAUGGCCUCAAGUUCAGCCAACUGAUGGGACUAUACCAUGGGGAAGCUAAACUAAUCCAAGCUUUUGCUACUAACAUAGAAAAACACACACACACACAUUUUGAAAAACAAAAACAACUAAGAAGGCCUAACUGAACUAAGCCAUAUUAAUCAAUUGUGGACAGCAAUUCCAAGUUGAGACUGUUAAUUUCUGACUCCAGACAAGUUGGCAGCUGCUGAUAUUAUUACUACAGAUCACAACGCCGGCUGCAGGAUUUACUGUGGAUUGAAAGGGCUGUAAAAGCCCUCCCCAUUCUCACCCCAAAACAGGGAAAAAUUAAAAAAACAACAACCUAGAAACACACACACACACACACACACACACACACAAACAUUUAUGCCUCUAAUCUGGUGCGCUCUCUGUACCUCUCUGCCCAGUGUGUGGACCAACCAAAUAGAAGCAUUCUUUGCUGUCAGUGCAUUGUGGGUAUAAGGAAAUCUGGUCAAAGCUGCCAUAUUGGCCUGCUUCAGUCCCUGAAUCCCUUCCAACCUGUGCUAUAGUGACCGUUGCUCUGUAAGUAACCCUUGUUGGUUGAAAGAUUUCUUUGUCUGAUGUUAGUGAUGCACAUGUGUUACAGCCCCUUCCAAAAAUAUCUCAAGACAGUCAUAUCCUUGUGUAUCUUAGCAGCACUACAUCGCCCCAGUGCUGGUGUACACCUACCGUACAAGAGUGGCUAUAAGGGAAAAGAAAGAAGAAAAAAAAGAAGUGUAUCUAUCCUUUUGUAUUCAAAUGAAGUUAUUUUUCUUGAAAUAAUGUACGAUGUAGAUUUUUUGUAUUAUUGCCAAUUUGUGUUACAAGACAAUCUGUUAAUGUAUUUGAUUCUAAUCCGAUAAGAAGACAGUUACAUUUUCUUUGUCCUUUUUUUUUUCCUUUUGGUUUUGUUUUGUUUAAUUGUGCAGAGAUCCCUCUGUAUGAGCAACGUGCUGGCAUCAAAGAAUAUCAGUUUACAUAUAUAAAAAGUGUAAUAAGAUUCCACCAAAGGACAUUCUAAAUGUUUUCUUGUUGCUUUAAUCUGGAAGAUUUCAAGAAUAAAAAUUCCUGCAUAAAUGA